This is a messenger RNA of Colletotrichum karsti, 2799 nucleotides long. Its product is annotated as zinc finger protein. Lineage: Eukaryota; Fungi; Ascomycota; Sordariomycetes; Glomerellales; Glomerellaceae. The coding region runs from base 1 to 2799 and encodes 932 amino acids. The transcript is spliced from 4 exons. The record is from RefSeq and is a predicted model, not a curated record.
AUGCUCCACGAGUUCGACCUCUUUUUCGUCCACCCGUUCGUCCAUCGACUCCACUACUUCUCCAUCUUGCGUGUAAGUUUGUUUGUUUCUCGGACUCGUACCGUCUCUCCAGACCAAUGUGCCCUUCACAGAUUCAUCGUCUGGGCCGCUGUCCAGCGCAACUCGUGCCAGAAGAUGACCUCGACUGAGCGUCUCGAGUGUCCGCUUUUGCGCUGUCGACAGCGCUUUCCGAACCACGAGGCCAUGCUCAAGCACUUGUACACCUGCGAACAGCUUUCCACUGGCGAGUACUGGUGUUAUGACUGCGGCAAAGCAGAGAAGUUUACCGACGGAAAAUGUAAACGAUGUCUAGGCCACCCGGGUAAACGACGCAAAAUCAUGGCUGUUGCUAAGAACUUCUUUUCCUCCUUGGGUCAAAAGUCGAGGAAUCAGCAUGUCCCGGACCUUGGCAUGGACAACGCGGUAAUUCAACCACCGCCUAGCUACGAUUCCAUCCUCGUCCAGCCGCAGCAGGUUGAACUGUCCUCUUCGUCAGAAAUCUUGGAGAUCGAUUCCGUGGAAGUACCACUCCGUCCACCGACGUCUGUCUUUGCCUCAACGAAUGCCUUCGGCGACGAGGCGCCCAACCCCUUCGGAGUUCAGUCGACGGCACCGAAUCAAACCGUUUCUGUGAUGCCGGAUCUCAAUUUCGGUUGCGACUGGGGCACACACAACAAUUUCGGCAUGGUUGACAUGACUAGAGGCGACAAACCAUCUCUGUCCGUUGACACCUAUGGUCUAUCCCAAUAUCGCAAGCAGCACAAGCCUACAACGCGCACAAAGAACCUGUCGCCCAGUAAUUCCCUUAGAUCAAAUGCCAGCACCGAUACCACCGCUAGUUACCUUGUUUCGCCCGCCUCUGUCUUCAGCACCUGGACCAAUGCUGAUACCAACAUCACGUCCCCUGCGCCGGGCAGCAUAGGCUAUGGCGGAAAUCUAUCCCGAGGUUGCUCAAAUGCAAGCAACUACUCAAACGCAAGCCGGUAUUCCAACAACCCGGCUCUGCCUUUGCAUAACUUUAUUUCAGAGCUACCGGCAGAAGAUAUCAUGUCUCCCGUGCCGCAGACACUUCCGGACGAUCUGGGCGGCGAGAAAGAGAUGUUCUCUUUCGCGGCGUCAACAUCCGCUGGCCCAGUGACGGAUGCAGCUACAGUGGAUCAUGUGGAAGGGACGCAAGCUGCAGUUGAAGCAACAGAAACUUUCAAGCCAGCCUGCUCCAUCGAUGCCAACUCACUUGUCGCAUCAGCAUGGGACACGCUCAAGGCUCACGUCAGCUCAUCAAUGGAGAAACUACAACAUCUUUCGCACAACCCGCUUGUAGCAGAACUCCAGUUGCUGUCACCACAGCAGAUUGCUCACAGAGGCCUCGAGACACUGAGAGCGUUCCUCGACAGGAGUCAACCCAUAUCGACGAUUGAUACCCUUUGUUUCGUCCACGUCACUUAUUCGCUUUCUCUGAUCGUCCACGAGGAUGAUGCUUGCAGCCGUUCGACGCAGCUCUACGCUCAAGCCUGCCUUUACUCUCAACUGUUUGUUCCUAGGGAGAGGGAGACCUACCUCGAGGUGGCCUCUGCAAUUUGGCAGCCUCUAGACUUUCCAAUGGCCGAGUGCGACGAUCUCUUGGACCGCCAUGGGGCAUUCUUCCAUCCAUCGUCCAGCCUCAAAGGCAAGGAAAGGGCACAUCCCCUGAAAGCUCCAAGACGCGAUGUUUUGGUGGAUGUGGCACAAUUUUUCCUUGACGAGCUGGAGUUUAGGACUUUGUCAAACAAGGAAAGGGGCUCUAUCGAAGUCCUUGGAUCGAAGAUGUGGAGUCAGCACUUCCAAGACGCUUCCGUACAUAUCAAUCCCGUCUUCACGAAGACGGCGAAUGCGUUUUCUAGCAUGCUUUGGCAACAGCGUGCUCAAUCAAACAUUUUCGGAUCGAAGAUGAAGCGUUUCCAACAUCGCAUUAGCAACGGAAGCAUCCGGACAGUGAGAAGAGCGGAACUGGAGCUCAUGCAGGCCGGAAAGGGAUGCAUGUCAUCGGAAGACUACUUCGACAACUACGUGCUAGAAGUCAAGGAGAAGUUCACUGCUCACUGCGAACAAGCGAUCCCUGGAUCUGUAUCGCGUAGAGAGUACCAGGUAUAUGGCAUCGAGCUUAUGCAAAAAGUCAUCGACAAUAUUUGCAAAAAAGAGACGACUGCGUACCCCACGAAGACUUCGUCAGACGCGACAGGGGACGCCAGCCUCGACGAAUUCAUCAGAAGUCUGACGAAUGAUACACCGGCAUUACCUGGCGACCUCCUGAUCCAGGACGUCUCUGCGUUCAAGGCGCCGUUUCCCGACAUUGCGGUUUCCGUGGACUUCGCCGGCCAGUCAAAUGCCAUGGAAGCUAUGGUAUCAAUGUACAGCGGCAGCAUAGAUCAAGUAAUGGAUGUUGUGCAGCCCUUGCCGACACCGGACAACAGUACUGCGAACACGUCGCCUGACGCCCAGGCUACCCAGUCUGAUUCUGGACCCGUCCACGCAUAUGACCGCUGCGACCUUUGCGAUUAUCGCCCGAGAGGUGAUCCGCAGUGGUUCAAGGGCAGCAUGGCGAAACACAAGAAGCUACAACACUCAACAGCGCCACCAAAGAUAUAUCGCUGCCCGUACCCUGGUUGCACCAGCCAGUACAAGAACCGGCCAGAUAACUUGAAGCAACACCAGCAAGACAAGGGCCACUUUGUUGACGGAGAGACUGAGCGGAGACCGAGCAAGAGGAAGAAGAGGGAGUGA